Molecule: messenger RNA, 978 nt
Organism: Myotis lucifugus (little brown bat)
Lineage: Eukaryota; Metazoa; Chordata; Mammalia; Chiroptera; Vespertilionidae
Product: melanoma-associated antigen 1-like
Exons: 4
Coding region: 1-978 (325 amino acids)
Biological process (GO): negative regulation of transcription by RNA polymerase II
Cellular component (GO): nucleus
Source: RefSeq, a predicted model, not a curated record
AUGGAGCUCCUGUUCACUUUUGUCUCAGAGCUCUCAGGAAGAUCCACAUUUUGUCAACAGAGAGAGGAGUACCAGAUCCUGCAAGGCAUCAAGGCCCGUGGUUCCUCAUCGCCCAUCUUCUGCCCACACUCGGUCACUGUUCGAGCACGAGUCAUCAUGCCUGGUCAUCAUAUGAGUGAGCCGUGGAAGCCUGAGGAAGACUUUCCGUACCCAAUUGAGAUCCCGGACUUGGUGGCGGAGGAGCUGUUCUGGGCUAUCCAACCUGAAGAUGGGAGCUCCAGCAUCCGAGAUGAAGAGGGUCCAAACACUGAGGGAGGCCCUGAAGAUGAUGCUGAUUCCUUGCUCCACAAAGCACUGCGUUCGAAGACGAUGGAAAUGGUUGAGUUCCUGCUCCUGAAGUAUCUUGCAAAGGAGCCAACCACAAAGGCAGAAAUACUGAGUAGUGUCAUCAAAGAGCACCAGGACCACUUUCAUGAGAUCUUCAGUGUGGCCACCGAGCGUAUCCAGUUGGUUUUUGGUAUUGUGGUGGAAAUGGACCCCAGUGCCCACACCUAUUUCCUGGUCACUGCCUUGGGGCUCACCUAUCAUGGGAUGGUGAGCGAUGGGCACAGAUAUCCCAACACAGGCCUCCUGGUCACACUUCUGUGUGUGAUCGCCUCAGAGGGUGAUUGUGCCCCUGAGGAGAAAAUCUGGGAAGCACUGAGUGUUUUAGGGGUAUAUGAUGGGAAGGAGCAUUGGCUCUAUGGGGAUCCCAGGGAGCUCAUCACCAAAGUUUGGGUGCAGGAACAGUACCUGGUGUACCGCCAGGUACCCAAUACCAAUCCUGCACGCUAUGAGUUCCUGUGGGGCCCCAGGGCCCACGCUGAGACCACCACGGUGAAAGCCCUCCAGUUUGUGCACACGGUUAAUCACAGGGAUUCCCAUUUCCUCCCAUGCCUGCCUGAAGGGCCUGAGUGCAAUGAGAAACACUAUGCCUGA